AUGGGGCUUUAUAAUCGAAAGAUCACUGUCGAUGACAAUACUAUUACAUCGGCUGUCAAUUUAACACUACGACAGUCUUUGUUUCCUAAUCUUUUGGUUACAAUCCUUUUCUUCCUCUGGGGAUUUGGCUAUGGUCUCUUGGAUACUCUGAACUCGCAUUUUCAAACGACGCUCAAUAUCACUGCUGGUCGAUCUUCUGGAUUGCAAGCUUCAUACUUCGCUGCGUACUUCAUUUGCCCGUUGACUAUUUCCGGGUGGAUCGUUCGCAAAUAUGGCUUCCGAGUGACAUUUAUGACUGGUCUUGCUGUUCUUGCUGUUGGCUGUCUUCUCUUCUGGCCAAGUGGAGUUAAGAGAUCAUUUGGUGGCUUCUGUGGUAGCAUGUUCGUCGUCGGAGCCGGUUUGGCCACUUUGGAAACAGCUGCAGACCCAUUCCUUUCCAUUUGCGGACCGCCGAAAUACAGCGAGAUCAGACUUAACUUGGGACAAGCCGUGCAGGGUGUUGGAACCUUCAUUGCUCCGCUUUUGGCCUCUCGUGUCUUUUUUGCAAACACAGUUGAUACCAAUGCCGGGCUGAAAAAUGUUCAAUGGACCUACCUCGGUGUAGCCUGUUUUGUAUUUCUCUUGAUUAUUCUUUUCUGGCUCGCACCCUUUCCCGAAAUUACCGACGCGGAUCAGGAAGCACUAGAGGGGCAAAUCGCAGAAAAUCAUGCGGAUGUUGGCCCAUUCAAGAAACAGUUCACUCUAUUUUUGGGUGUAUCAAGUCAAUUCUGCUACGUGGGCGCACAGGCUGCUGUCGCUGGAUAUUUUAUCAAUUUUUGUGAAGAGGCUGGUCGAGAUGCUGCAUCAAGCUCCGACUUGCUCUCGGUUGCACAAGGCCUCUACGCAUUCAUGCGCUUCGUUUCUAGUGGCCUCAUGAUGAUGAGGCCAUUCAAGCCUCGUAUUAUGUUGACUGUUUUCUUGACUCUCUGCGUUGUCUUCUCUGUUGCAUCCAUAGCUACUCAUGGCACUGCCUCCGUCGCCAUGAUUAUUCUUGUCUUGUGUUUUGAAUCACUUUGCUUUGCAACAAUUUUUUCAUUGGCUCUUCGAGGCCUAGGUCGUCAUACCAAGCGAGGUGGCUCCUUGCUGGUCGCAGCGAUCUCUGGCGGCAUGGUGUUCCCCCCAAUGAUGGGAGCCGUUGUUACUAAUGUAAACGCCCAUACUGCCAUGGCCAUCCCAAUGAUGGGUUACAUAAUUGCUUUGGCUUUCCCGAUCUAUGUCAAUAUGUAUAAGAGAGACGUGAUGGAUAUGCACCGUGACACCGAUGUUAACGUCACAAUUCCAGUGAGCAAGGACAUUGCAAUGGAAGAAGGAACGCAAAGCAAGCCUGUCGCCACGAACAUUGAAACAGGUGAUCCUGUGGAGCAAGAGAAUCAUGGAACGAGUGCCGAGUAG
This is a messenger RNA of Penicillium angulare, 1431 nucleotides long. RefSeq names its product putative l-fucose permease. Gene Ontology annotation, biological process: transmembrane transport. NCBI's taxonomy places the organism in Eukaryota, Fungi, Ascomycota, Eurotiomycetes, Eurotiales, Aspergillaceae. Gene Ontology annotation, molecular function: transmembrane transporter activity. The transcript has 8 exons. Bases 1 to 1431 code for a protein of 476 amino acids. The record is from RefSeq and is a predicted model, not a curated record.